CCCGAAUAGAGCCAUUUUGAUUCUUGAUUAUUUCUUAACUAUCCUAUCUAUUAGUAUACAUCAUUUGAAAGAAUCAAUCUGAAGAAUCAAUAUCAUCAUCAUCAGACAAUAUGACCUCCGCCGACACGCAGCAAUCCCUCGACAUUCAAAUCCAAGAUGAUUUGAAAUACGACAUUCGUAUCGAGAAUUCCUACGUGGAGAGCGGCGAAUUCCACACAGACGGCGACCCAGACGACAUCCUCACCACAGACGAUGUCGACGACAUGAGCAUCCGCCACAACGGCGGCAAGCGCCACGUCUGCUCCUCCGGCGACGUCGGAUCCACGGCCGGUCCGCGAGGCCGCAUCGACCUCGUCGACGACGUGACCGACAACCGCAUCUGCACGCUCGCCUGGAGUGCCUUUAUGGAGCCCGGCAGGCCUAACCAGUUCAUGAUGCGCAACCAUGAUCCCAAUUAUGAUGUUGAUAUUGGAGACUAUAAUGAGUUUGGGACGAUGGGUGUCGUGCCUGUUUCGGUGAGGGAGUUGUAAGAGUCUAAUGGUAUUGCUUGCUUGAAUUGGAUUUACUCUGCUGUGGGAUGUUCAUUGGUUGGGUUUGUGUUGAGGCCAAAAGAAAAGGCAAAGGAGGGGAGGGGACGUUUAUAGUGCUUGAUUUGUCUUGUGUUUUUAUGUAUCUAUGAGGUCUUUUCCUCUCUUAAUACUAGUAUUUGUUGGUUACAUGACAGUCAUUGGUAUAUACCUC
Aspergillus campestris IBT 28561 is the source of this 741-nucleotide messenger RNA. Its product is annotated as aegerolysin family protein. Lineage: Eukaryota; Fungi; Ascomycota; Eurotiomycetes; Eurotiales; Aspergillaceae. The coding region runs from base 111 to 530 and encodes 139 amino acids. The record is from RefSeq and is a predicted model, not a curated record. The transcript has 2 exons. Gene Ontology annotation, biological process: symbiont-mediated hemolysis of host erythrocyte.